AUGUCAAAAUGUAGAACAAAAAAAGAUUUAUGGACUGUACCCAAUUGUAUUCAAUUAAUUUCAACUAUGAAAAAAACUGAAAAAAUCAAUAUAACAUUAAAUGGAUUAUGCUUUCAAUGUGAUACAAUAACUAUAAACAAUAAUUUAUCUUUUAAUGAAAAUUCUAUACAACUUCAUAAACCAAUAUUUAAUAAAUCAAAUGAUUAUAAUCAUCAUUAUAUAAUUUAUUUAAAUAGUUACCAUGUCAAUACUUAUUUAACAUUAAAUAUUAAUUCUAUGAAUUCAAAUCAAUUAUUACAUUAUGCAUUAGUUAAUUAUAAUAAAUAUUUAUCAAUGAAAUGUUUUAAACAAUCACCAACAUUAUUAUUAUUUAUAUUCAAUGUACAAAUAUGUAAUUUAAAUUAUAUAGAACGUGUUGAAUUAAAUAAUAUUAUAAAACUAUUUAUGAACUUAAUAAAUAUUACCUAUUUUAAUCAUUCAUUAAUUAGAUCUAAUAAUGAUAAUGAUAAUUAUAAUAACAAUAUUAAUUUAAUUUUGGAAUCACCAAUAAUUUAUGAAAGGAAACUAUCCAUAUUGGCUAGCGCUAAAGCUCAUAAUUAUAUCAGAAAUUCUAAAUCAAAUUUUUCACAAUUAAUCAGUAUACAACAUAUUGGAUGCGGUAUUAUACCUGAUUAUAUAUUGAAAAUGUUAACUGUAAUAGAGAAGAAAUUUCAAAUGGGAUUGAUACCAAUUUGGACACUAUUAGAUAAUACUAAUUUUACUCGUUUUGAGAAGUUUAAAAAUAUCACGUUGGCUGAAUGGAUUGUUGGUGAUCUAAUUCAUAAUUCUUUGGAUGAUGUAACGCAGACGAAACAAGAAAAUGUAAAACGAUCUCUUAAUAAACGAUCUGCAGUAUCUUCACGUGAAGCUGGAUAUUUAGAAGAAGGUUCAGGAAUGGCUUCAUUUCAACAAUUUCCAAAAAUGGAUUAUCGUUCAUUUUUAGAGCAUUCCAGUUCUGAUCUAAUUCAUUCGAAUAUACCAAGAGUUAAAAAUUAUAUAACACCAAUAAAAACAACAGUAUAUCAAAUAUCUAAUGUCCAAAUACCACAGAAUACAUUCUAUGAUCUUCAAGAUGGUUAUACACAAAAUCUCAAACUUACAUUGUAUGCAUCAAAUCGCGAGAAUAUUUCAUAUAUUGAACUUAAGUCUAUGGAAAACUUGAAUCAGGCUAUCGGUGAAGAGAUUACACGUGAUAUAAAAAAGUGGGUAUCGUUUGAUACAAAAAAUCAAAUUAUACGACUUAAACCAUUACCAGACCAUGUUGGAAAUCAUACAUUUAUUGUAUGUGCAACAGAUAGGGAUCAGAAUAGAGCUUGUGAACCGUUUCAGAUAAUUGUGAAGCGUCCAUCGCCUUUCAGAAAGAAUUUUAUUUUACGUAUACCUCCAGGUGUAUUUUGGUGUUACCAGAUACCUAUUUAUUGGUUCAAAGAACUUAAAACUCUUUCAUUUGACAAAUUAGAUUUAGAAGUGAAAGGUGAUUCACCAUUUUCAUGGAAUGUACAAACUGGAGAAGUAUGCGUAAUAAGCAAUUUGAAAAUAUCACAAAUUAUAACACUCUUUUUUCAUGCAACAAAUGCAAAACUUGCUCAAAGUGUAGAAAUUGAAUUUCGUUUAUCGUCUAAAGUUCCAUCAGUUCAACUUUUGGUAGCCAAUUCUAAAUUACGAAUAAAAUUUCAAUGGCCAGAGAAAUUAACAAAUUAUGAAUUAAAUACAUUAAGCAAGAUUAAUUUGACUCUUGCAGAAAUAUUACAAAAUCGAAUUAAUCCUGAAGUUAGUUCAGAGAAAUUAUAUGUAUAUGAGAUCGUACAAUUUAGAAUUCCACAAAAUGAAUCUGAUAUAGCAUCGUUUGAAUUGGAUUGGAUAUUUCUACCAUUGGGUUUACCAAAUGACGGUGAAGAAAUAUUUCUUUUAUCUAAUGAUUCUGCUAUAACUAACAUCAAUUCAUUUCAAAUGAUGCAAAACACAAAUCUACAUAACGUUAAUCAACCAAUAAACCUUUAUGUACAAUCAAAUAAUAUACCGAAACUUUCUAAAUUAUUAACCGAUUGUCAAUUAUCUAAUUUGGAUAAAGCUGAAAUUACUUUACAAAAUAAUAAAAAUUUAUUUAUUCCCUUCAUAUUAGAGUCUGUAAAGUUGUUAAAUUUAGAAAAUUCAGCUUGUUUUCUGGCUAAAAAAAUAACAAAACAAUUAGAAGAACAAGCAUAUUCAGCUUCUCAACGAUCAAGCGAAAAUGAGACAAAUUUAAGUAGAUGGUCAGACAGUCAUUUGUAUAUGCCAGCAAAUGUUCAGUUUAUGCCCAAUGUGAUACCAAACUUCACUGUUAUUGCAGGUUUACGAUUCAAAAAAUCUAUUAAUCCAGAUAAUGUUACUCCAUCUAAAAGAAUUCAAUAUAUGGAAUUAAGAGAUGCAUAUGGACUCAUUCUUGAUGAUUCUAGUUGGAUGAGUUUAACAUUAGACAAUUCACACUUAAUCGGUUUACCUCUUAAUGAACAUAUACGAAAACAAUCAUAUUUAUUUAGACUUUAUAUUCAUUCCGUUGAUCAAAAGACACCUAUUACAAUUGGCUUUACAGUAGAAGUACAAGAUUGGUUUGAUACUAUGAGAAAAGAUAAAUCCUUUCAAUUAAAUCAUCGUGUUCGUUUACGUAUCUUACCAUCAAUUCAAACAUCAACCAGUCAAUCAACUGAAAUAUGGCCAGUUAAACCAUCAAAUUCAUUAAAUUAUAGAUGGAAACUUUCAAAUGCAAUUGAUAAAUUUCUUCAUCCAAAUUGUUCACCACCUUGUAAUCCAGACGUUGGUAUCUGGCAGAUAACACAACAAAAUGUAAACAGUCUAUCGGUCACAUGGGCUCAACUUUCAUUGCUUCAAGAACAAGGAAAAUCACAAACUGAUGUACCAGAUGAAAAUAUGUCUAACUGUCCAUGGGAAAAAUUUGAUCAUUUACAAAAUUUACUUAUUUUUGCACCAACUUUAGUUUCAGCUCAGAAAAAUCUAGGUCUUGUUACUGGUCUUGCUAACGAUGGUCAACUUUAUCUAUCCCCUUGGUCAGCACCUUCGAAUCAUUUUAGAGCACACAUCGAAUCAUCUGAACUUGGAAUAGUUGAAGCGGCUGUAGUUGAUCGUAUGGGAAGUUGUGCACGUCAUACUAAUAAGUUCGAAGGUCACGAACUGACGGGACAAUCAAUUCAAAACAGAUUCUCUUCAUUCUCAAGUUUAGAUAAUGACAUGAUUAUGAAUUUCACAGUAUUUACGGGUGAAGGUUUUCGACGUAAAAUAGUAAAUGACGAUACAUUGGCAACAAUGUCUCGAGGCAAUGUUCAUUUAUAUGAUAUAGGUGGCAGACAAGUAGGUUCAUCACAUUGGAUUGGUUUAGAGAAAGAUAAAUCAACAAUAUUUGGUAUCAUUAUUGGUAAUUCUGUUCAACCAUCAAGUCAUAAAUUUCAUAUAACGGAUAAUCCAGAAAAGAAUGUGGGCGUUCAAUUUUCAAUCUAUGUGGCUGGAUCCAAUCCACAACUGCCAACAAAUUUCAAUCAUCGUGUAGUAAUGCAUUUUAGCGCAGAUCAUGGUCGACCAUGGACAGGAGGACAUAGUCUAGUAGAUAGAUGGCUACUAAUUUCAGCUUUGGAUGACUACCUUAGACCUCAUUGUAUGGGAAGCAUGAUAUGUAGAAAUGAUAUGGAUAUUAUUUUACUUACACUUAACUACCAAGCAUCUGGAUUUUCUGUUAUAUGGGCUCAAAAAUCUAUUUUAAUUCUUACUGAAAAUAUUAAUUUUAACAAAACAACAGAAUUAUUGGAUUCUUAUACUCAACAAGAAUAUUGGAAUCAGUGGUCUAAAAAUAUACAUCAUACAGUUAAACGUAAUAUAGAUAUUAAUCGAAUUUCUUUACAAUUAAAUAAACAAUCAAAAUGUAAUAAUCAUUAUGAUAAUUGUCAAUCUUCAUUAUCAACUAUUCAUUUUACUAAACCUAUUCAUGAACAAUAUAAAAAUGUCUAUAGAAAUAAACGUAAUUUAUUUACUACAAUAAAUUGUCCUGAAAAAGAAAUAAUAAAAUUAGAAAAUCGUCUUUUAUCAGAAAUAAGAAAAGAUUUACAACAACCAUCAAUAGAUUUUAUAAAACAUUUAAAAGAAGCUGGUGUAGGUCAAUUAGAUGAAAUACAAAUUGAACGACUUGGUCCUUGUAUUCAAGCACAACAAGCUCCACCAAUUUUCAUACCUGGACCUGGAUUUGAAGAUAAUCAUGAAAUGUUUAUUUCAAAUUAUGAAAAUAGGAGAGAAUAUAAAGAUUUAGUUGAUGUUGGUUCAUCUGUAUCAUCAUCAUCUUCAUCACUAUCAUCGUUAUCAACUUCAUCUAUACCGGAUGAAAUGAAUGGAUCAAGAAUAAUUCUACUUGGGACUCUUUUACCAGUUUGUAUAUCACUUAUUAUACUAUUAUUAGGUAUAUUAGCAUUUGUAUGGUAUCGUAAAAAUGGUAGAUCAUGUACAGAUGGAUUAACAUCGCAUACGUCCAUUGUUAACAGUGGACAUAGUGUUGUAAAUCUAGAAACUGAAAAAAUGUUAACAACAAUAACUAGUCCAAAAAAGUUGACUAGUAAUGGUCGUCAGUCAAAAAAUACAAAACCAGACAAUAUGAACAGUGGAAACACUUCAACUGGAUCUGAUAGAACAUGUUUAUCCCCUACAAAACCAAUGAUAUUAAUUAACGAACGACCACCGUUUACACCACCGGACUAUAAUCCAGGAUUUACCGACUCCACGGAUAGACUACCUAUGACACAUUUAUCUCAAUCACAAAUUCCAUUACAAAGUACUAAUGAAACAAUAAUUACUGGAAUGAUGGAUAAUAGACAAAAUCAGACAAAAACAAGUUUUACUUUACGACCUAAUCCAUAUAGAAAUUUACCUCCAGCAAUUGAAACAAAACCAGGAAUGCCUCCUCCUGCCUCACAAAUUCCCUAUGCACCAUUUCGUAAAAUUAUGACAUUCCCUAAUUCAUCAACAGAUCACAAACAAUAGAUAGCUAUCUAACUAUCUAUCAAAUAAGUGAAAAAUUUAUAUCCAUCACAAUGUGAAAAUGUAUCAUACAUGUAUUAUUAUUUUAAAAGAGAACAUUUUUCAUCUUAUCUAUUUUAUUUUGUCUUUUUGGGUUUCUAUUCAUUUAAUCCAGUCCGCUUUAUUGUUAUUUUUAUGUAACUGACAUUUUUUUUCUUAUACUUGAUCACGUACAUACGCAUACAUAAUUGACAUCUUACUUUCAGUAUGAAUGUAUCUCAUAAUGACUAUUCGGACAAGUAAAAUAAUGUUAAUAAACUAGCCCAUUUUGUUUCUUUUUCUGCUUCACGACUCAUAAACGCUUUUGUUUAUGUAAUUUUUUAAAAAAAAUAAAAGAUGAAUUCGUGUGUAGUGGUUAACUUUGAUGUAAAAGUAUUUUUUACUAUUAUCAUUGUUUGUUCUGCUUGUUGAUAAAUUACUUGGAUCAUUGUUUAAUAACUGUGUGUUAGUAAUUUUUAUGCGUAUGACCACAAUCAUGUAUAUUAAAUGUAUAAUUUAUUUUGCUUAGGUAUUUUAUUAACUCAUUUGUUUAAUGGAAAGAAAAAAAUUAUAAAGUUUAAUCAUUUAUUUAUUUGUUUGUCUAAGACGAAUAUCGACAUUGUGAACAACAGUCCUUUAAAUAAUCAUCCUCUUGUAUUCUUCGGCUUCCUUAAUGUUGAAUUUUUUAAAAUUUAAAAUGUAUUAAUUUAAAACAAUUUUCUUGUAUAAAUUUCUGUCUGAUGGAUAAAUAUAAAACAAAACAAUCAUUAAGAUGAUCUAAUUCAGAUUAUGAUAUAAUGUAAUAUUGAUAUGAUCAAUCGAUUCACAGUAAAGUACUACCAUCAUUCGGUAUAAGAUCAGCUGAAUAUGAUCUUAAAUCUUAAUUCCAUUUAUCAUUGUCAUCAUUAAACUUGUAUGAAAUUAUUUUAAAAGAAACUCGUUAUUUUUAGCUUAUUUUCAUUAAAUGUUCAUAAAAUAAACAGAGAAUGCUUAAAAAGUUUAAUAUUUAAGUCGGGAGUUUUUAUUUUCCUGCUCGUUAUUGAUUUUAGCCUCAAGUUUAUUUAUUUUUACUCUCAUUGUUAUUGAGUUGUUGUUCAUUCUUUUAUUUUAUUUAUGUGUUCUUCUCUUUUUCUUUUUUUCUACUUUCUCUAAAUUUUCCAUAUUCACUUUUAAUUUAAAUAAUAAUAAUCAAAUAAUGG
Messenger RNA from Schistosoma spindalis, 6269 nucleotides. Lineage: Eukaryota; Metazoa; Platyhelminthes; Trematoda; Strigeidida; Schistosomatidae. The record is from the annotation of a GenBank genome assembly.